AUGGUGUUCGAUCGAAAGAACAAUGUGAAAGCAGCGCCACGAAUCGGUCGAAUGAACAAAUUCGCUCUUGUGGACCUCAUCAAGUAUGAAGUCGGUCAGCUCUCAUCUCUUGCACACCCUCGAAUUCUACACGUCCAGCAAUCGUUAGAAGACUCAAGGGAAUUUCUUGCCUUUGCAACGGAAUCGGUUAUCGCGUCACUGGAUCUCCUUGUGGUCGAAGAAGGAGUUGAGCGACUGGAGAUGAAAGUCGGUGUUCUUCAGCUUUAUUUCAAACUCGGUUACGAUUUUCAGAUUAUCGAUGGCCUUUCGUAUUUGCACAAUUCUGCGAAGAUCCUUCACGGUAAUCUGACUCCGUCCGCCAUUUACGUCACUAACAGUCGACAAUGGAAAAUUGCCGGUUUCGCGUUUGCAGUGGCCGCAAAAGAACCGGAUUGUUAUCCAUGUUUUCCGUGGACUAAGAAACUUCCACCGAUUCUGCAACCGGAUCUAGAUUUCCUGGCUCCGGAAUAUCUGGCUCCGAAUCAACAGACGGUCACAUCGGCUGCCGACGUGUUCUCCUUAGGAGUUCUUAUAUGUUGGAUCUAUGCAGGCGGCAAGCGUCUCAUUGAUGCAAAGAAUAAUCUGGAGACUCAUGCGAUCAUCUGCGGUCAGUUGAAUGAAGCACUGAACUGUAUCUCUGAAGAGUUGGGCUCGAAUCUGAAAGAAUCUAUGCGUAAAGUGCUUAGUUUGGACGUAGAAGUUCGCCCUACAGUGCAACUGCUUUCACUGAUUAAACACUUCGACGAUCCGGCGCUUUCAGCACUUCGACAGCUUGACGACAUUUCACAGGUGUUCGAUCCGUCCCAAAAAGCGCAUUUCCUUGGCCAAACUCUCGUCUCGGCGUUGCCGGUAAUCCCGGAAACGAUAUGGUUCUCACGAGUAUUGCCGCGUUUCAAUGAACAGUUGUCCGAUUCGCACGAGUUGUUUGCUCCUUUGGCGAAGACGUUAUUCUUCAUACUCGAUCAUUGUGAAAGUCAUAAUAUCUAUAAACUACGCACAUGGAUGCGGAAGAUCCUCGAUCACACCACUCAGAAACCGGUCCGACUCUAUUUAUUCUUUACUUGUUUUUUUUUAUUUAUUUACAUAUUCAUUUAUUCAUUCUCCAUUCAUUAUUGGGUUCGCUACUAUCAUUCGCUUCUUGACCAUCCUUAACUCACAAAUCGUGAGAGAGACAGCAAACCAGUUGGGUUCUGGCAAAUCGGUAUGAAGGAAGAGAAUGAAAGAGGAAAUCUUUUGAAAAAAUCCGCGAUGAAUUAA
Messenger RNA from Angiostrongylus costaricensis, 1296 nucleotides. The record is from the annotation of a GenBank genome assembly. Lineage: Eukaryota; Metazoa; Nematoda; Chromadorea; Rhabditida; Metastrongylidae.